Messenger RNA from Aegilops tauschii subsp. strangulata, 2949 nucleotides. RefSeq lists its product as uncharacterized. The record is from RefSeq and is a predicted model, not a curated record. Gene Ontology annotation, molecular function: mRNA binding; protein binding. NCBI's taxonomy places the organism in Eukaryota, Viridiplantae, Streptophyta, Magnoliopsida, Poales, Poaceae.
GAGAGAGAGAGUAGAUCAUGGCUUUUAACUUGAAGCACACGCGGGCCUCAUGGCCCAUGGGCCGUAGUGCCAAUCCAAGUCAAAACCUCGCGAGCCGCAUCGCCACCAAAUCUGACCACCCCCCGGUCCCCGUGCGGCUCACGACAGCAUCACAUUCUCCUCCCGUCGCCGCCGCCGCCGCUCGCCGCGGAUCACCACCAUGCCCCCGCUUCCGCGCCUCUUCGCCUCCGUCAGACACAUCUGCUCCAGCUCCGCCUCCGAGCUCGCCCCGGUACCGACCGCCGUCUCUGACGCCGCCUCCCGCGCGGCAGCCGCCGUGCUCCGCGCCCCGCGCUUCGAGCCCCGCCUCCUGUCGCUCGUCCCACGCCAACUGCUCUUCGAGCCGAGCUGCGUCCGCCAAACCCUCUCCCGUCUCCUCCCCUCCCCUGAACCCUCGCUCCGUUUUCUCCUCUUCCUCGCCUCCCACUUCCCCGCCCCCGCCCCCGCCCCCGCCCCUGCCCCUUCGCCUCACCUCCCCGGGAUCGACGCCUUCCUCCUCAGCCUCCAGCCACAUCUCGCCGCCGAUGCCGCCGCGCUGCUAGCCUCCCACCUCCGCCUCCACCCCUCCCUGCCCGCACUCAACGCGGCAUCCCGUGCCGCUCUCCGGGCCGCGCGCCCCGACCUCGUCUUCCGCCUCUUUUCCACCUUCUCCUCCUCCCCUGCCUUCCCAGGCAACGCGGACACCGUCGCCUGCCUCGUGCGCGCCUGUGCAGCCGACUGCCGCCCGCUCGAUGGCCUCCGCCUCCUCCGGGAUGCUGCACGACGUGGCUCCCCUCCCUCGUCUGCUGCUGCCGCCGACCUUGUCACGUCCUUUGUGGCCAUCGGCAACUUCGCAAAGGUGUCUGAGACGCUCCACCUCAUGAUCUCUGCGGGAUGUCCUCCAGCUACGUUUGUCUACCAGCGUGUCAUACAUGGGCUCUUUGCGCAUGGGAUGGGCGGCGAGGCCCUUCGUGUCUUCAGCGAGAUCAAGCUGCGUGGUUAUGCCAUAGAUGUAGUCACUUACAGCACAGUGCUCACCGGUUUAUGUAAAAUGGGCCAUAUUGCCGAUGCGCAGCAGAUGUGGGAUGAGAUGGUGGACAAAGGUAUACAGCCCAGUGAGUAUGCAUAUUGCUCUUUUCUCGAUUACUACUGUGAAGCUGGUGAUUUUGGGAUGGCUCUCAAGGUGUAUGAAGAAAUGCUUGACAAGGGGUUCAAGGAGAGCACAGUUAGCUGUAACAUUAUCGCCAAAGGGUUUUGUGUUCAUAGGAGGGUGGACGAAGCAGUUGGGGUGUUCAAGGGAAUGGUUACUAAAGGGAUUGAACAUGAUGUGAUAACUUAUAACACGUUGAUUCAGGGCCUAUGCAAGGUUGGUAGGUUGGCUGAGGCGAUAGGGAUGUAUCAGCGGCUACUCUCAUCUGGUUUGGAGCCAAGUGUGCAGACCUUCACACCACUCAUUGACACCUUGUGCGAGGAAGGACAGGUUGAUCAUGCUGUUGAAUUACUUACCUUGAUGCAGGCUAAGGGCUUGGAACCGUUGGAACGUAGCAAUGAUAGUGUCAUCAAUGGGUUCUGUAAGGUCAGGAGGGCUGAUGAUGGUAUGGCAUGGUUGGCUAGCAUGUUGAAGAACAAUCUGAAACCUCAGGAACAGACGUUCAAUUCUUUGCUGGAGUCGCUGAGGAAAUCCGAGCGAAUGGAUGACGCACUGCUGAUUCUGAAUACAAUGUUUAAAGCUGGAUAUGAAUUAGGCAGUUUGGCUUCUGCUAUACUUGUUGAUAAGUUAUGCACAGGCAAUGUAUCUCAUCCUCAAACGUUGGAUGAUAUUUUGGUGAGCAGCUAGUGGCAUUUGGAUGCCCUGCAAAACGUACAAAUGUUCAUUUGUUUCUCCCUGGAUUGAUGUCUUUGAGAAAUGUUUUUAUUGGUGUUGUCCAAGAGGCUACACAAAUGACUUAUGUAGAAAUUCAGAAUCCUGAUGACCAAGAACUUGACUUUUGAGGUUCAUAUUCAGAUUAUAACUUGGCCUCCAACCAUUCCAGUAAAUCCUUGGAGAGAUAGCAAUGUGCAACGGCAACGGCUGAGUAACAGCUCUGAGAGGUUGUGACAGCAGUGACCAGCGUUGAUGGCUAACGUUCUUCUUUGGCCCUGUAAUAAUCCAAAUGCCUGUGAUCGUGAUCUAUCGAACAGCACCGUAGUACCUUCUUCAGGAACUGCAAUGGGCACUUCAAGAUGGCCAUAGAGCUCUCUGAACACAAGCUUUGUGGCCCUUACAUCACCAUUCUCUGCAUCUCCAUUCCCAGUGUUUGGUGUCAAGAAAUACUGAAGAGGAUAUGCCGAAGGAAAAAGCGCCUGGACCCCGGAUGGUUUUAACAUAGCUUUCUACCUUAGCUGCUGGCAGAUAAUUAAUUAAGAUCUGAUACUGAUAGAUGUGUUCGACGCGAUUCAUUCACUCAACAAGUCAACAUCUGGGUGUUUGGUGUUGUUACCUAAGAGGCUGGGGGCUUGCAGUCCUAAUGAUUAUCGUCCCAUCAGUCUCGUUCGCAGCCUUGUUAAAUUAGUCUCCAAAAAGUCCUCGCCAGCAGAUUGGCCUUAGUGCUCCACACAUUAUUAGUGAAAAUCAAGGGGUGUUUUUGAAAGGGUUUUGGAGCGUUCUAGAAGGUCUCUUCUAUGUGCUCCUCCGGUGUCAUUACUUGAAUAAUAUUAGUUCAACAUUAAUGGGCGUACCUGACAUAUAAUGUUUAAUUAUUGCCCAUUAACAACUCUCGGAUUGGUGCCUUCAACGUUGUUGAUCUUGAUAGCUCCAAAGCGAUAAACUUCUUUGAUGAUAUAUGGUCCUUCCCAUUUAGAGAGAAGCCUUCCUGCAAAGAAUUUGAAACGAGAAUUGUAUAACAGAACUUGAUCCCUACUAUAAAUUCCCGUUUUUGGAUUCUUUUGUUA